This is a messenger RNA of Cydia amplana, 1515 nucleotides long. It is a transcript of the gene Muc91C, whose product is annotated as pro-resilin. Lineage: Eukaryota; Metazoa; Arthropoda; Insecta; Lepidoptera; Tortricidae. The transcript is spliced from 4 exons. The record is from RefSeq and is a predicted model, not a curated record. Gene Ontology annotation, biological process: positive regulation of transcription by RNA polymerase II. Bases 108 to 1394 code for a protein of 428 amino acids. Gene Ontology annotation, molecular function: transcription coactivator activity. Gene Ontology annotation, cellular component: RNA polymerase II transcription regulator complex.
AUAGAGCGAUGCGCCGGCGGCCCGCGCAGUGCGUGCGUGCGCGCAGAAUUGACAGCCAAGUGUGAGCGGGUUUCGCUCUGUGACGCCGAAGCCGUCCGCUCUUCAAGAUGGUGCAUAUAAAGACAAUCGUGUUCGCGGCGCUGCUGGUGGCCGCGGCAGCCAAGCCCAGGCGGAACCACUACAAGCGGGAAGCCCCUAUCCCUCUCCAUAUAGCGCCGCUGAGCUCAUCCUACCUGCCACCAUCGAGCGGCCGACCUUCGAGUAGCUACGGAGCCCCUGCGCCUUCUUCCAGUUAUGGGGCCCCUCCACCCUCGUCCAGCUAUGGCGCCCCGCCAUCAUCCAGUUACGGUGCCCCGGCGCCAAGACCCUCAAGCAGCUAUGGAGCCCCAGCACCUAGACCAUCGUCUAGCUAUGGCGCUCCUGCCCCAAGGCCGUCUAGCAGCUAUGGUGCCCCAGCACCUAGACCGUCAUCCAGUUAUGGUGCGCCCGCGCCAAGCAGGCCCUCGAGCAGUUACGGUGCCCCGCCUCCGUCGUCCAGCUAUGGUGCUCCCGCCCCAAAGCCCUCUAGCAGCUACGGAGCACCCGCCCCGUCUUCCAGCUAUGGCGCUCCCGCCCCACGACCAUCUUCAAGCUACGGUGCGCCCGCGCGUCCUCCAGCAACCAGCUAUGGCGUGCCCACCGGUCCUUCUACGACCUACAACGCUCCAGCUCCUAGACCUUCCAGCAGCUAUGGAGCUCCUGCACCUAAACCUUCCAGCAGCUAUGGUGCUCCUGCCCCUUCUAGCUCCUAUGGAGCUCCAUCUCCUCCCUCAAGCUCUUACGGCGUUCCGUCCCAGCCCGCCCCAGUGCCGUCCAGCUCCUACGGCGCGCCUUCAAGCUCUUACGGCGCUCCUGCCCCGUCAUCGACGUACGGAGCUCCCGGCGGCAGCAGCGGUAGCUUCGGUGGAAGCAGUAGCUUCGGCGGCAGCAGCGGCAGUUUCGGUGGACAUGGCAGCAGUGGAGGAAGCGCUUUCGGCGGCAGCGGCUUCGGAGGUGGCAGCGGUUUUGGAAGCAGCGGACCUUCUUCAAGCUAUGGCGCACCGUCAGCACCGUCGUCCAGCUACGGUGCCCCAGCUCAGGCCCCGUCUAGCAGCUAUGGAGCUCCAAGCUCUGGGGGAUUCUCUGGAGGACAUUCUAGCGGUGGUUUCUCAUCUAGCGGCUCAAGCGGCUUCUCAUCUAGCGGCAGCGGCUAUUCCUCAGGAGGUUCCGGAGGAUUCGGUGGUUCUUCUGGAGGCCACAGCUCAGGAGGCUCCGGUGGUUUCGGCGGUGGGUCUGGUGGGUAUUCCUCAGGCCCCGCCAGCAUACCUGACACCAUCCAACAAAGCUACGACUCUAACGGCGGUUACUCUUAUUAGGCGGCGUGAAUGUGCAUCAAUCAGUGCUGUGUGUGACGCUAGGCAGUCAAUUGUUACCUGAUACUUUAAAGUAGCGGCAAACUUGAGAUAAUUUGCUAGGUAUGUAGUACGAGUACGUUCA